Messenger RNA from Sceloporus undulatus (fence lizard), 1666 nucleotides. RefSeq names its product phosphatidylinositol specific phospholipase C X domain containing 3 (gene PLCXD3). The transcript is spliced from 3 exons. Lineage: Eukaryota; Metazoa; Chordata; Lepidosauria; Squamata; Phrynosomatidae. Gene Ontology annotation, molecular function: phosphoric diester hydrolase activity. Gene Ontology annotation, biological process: lipid metabolic process. The record is from RefSeq and is a predicted model, not a curated record. Bases 11 to 979 code for a protein of 322 amino acids. Gene Ontology annotation, cellular component: synapse.
CUGGAGCAGGAUGGCUGCCUCGCAAGGCAAGAGCGAGCUGAAGCUGGCCGACUGGAUGGCAGCUUUGCCUGGGAGCCUCCAGAACGUGCCCAUCUCCAACCUGGCCAUCCCAGGAUCUCACGAUUCAUUUAGCUUCUACAUUGAUGAGGCUUCUCCAGUUGGACCCGAGCAACCAGAAACUGUCCAGAAUUUUGUCUCUGUGUUUGGAACUGUGGCUAAAAAGCUGAUGAGGAAAUGGCUGGCGACUCAGACAAUGAAUUUUACUAGCCAGCUGGGAGCUGGCAUACGCUAUUUUGAUCUUAGAAUCUCUACAAAGCCCAGAGACCCUGACAACGAACUCUACUUUGCUCAUGGUUUAUUCAGUGCCAAAGUCAAUGAGGGCCUUGAGGAGAUCAGUGCCUUUCUUGCCGAUCAUCAUAAGGAAGUGGUCUUGUUGGACUUCAACCACUUCUAUGGGAUGCAGAAAUGUCACCACGAAAAACUGGUCCAAAUGCUCAAAGACACUUUUGGGAGUAAAAUGUGCCCUGCCAUAUUUGCCCACGAAGUCUGUCUCCAGUACCUGUGGGAGAAGGAUUAUCAAGUUUUGGUAUUUUAUCAUAGUCCAGUGGCUUUAGAAGUCCCAUUCCUGUGGCCAGGACAAAUGAUGCCAGCUCCAUGGGCAAACACAACAGACCCAGAAAAACUGAUCCAGUUUCUUCAGGCUUCAAUCACCGAGAGAAGGAAGAAGGGCUCCUUUUUUAUAUCUCAGGUGGUGCUGACCCCAAAGGCUAGCACUGUGGUCAAGGGGGUCACUAGCGGUCUCAGAGAAACAAUCACUGAAAGAGCUCUCCCUGCCAUGAUGCAGUGGGUCCGGACUCAGACGCCAGGUGAAAGCGGUAUCAACAUUGUCACGGCAGACUUUGUAGAACUUGGCGACUUUAUCAGCACAGUGAUAAAACUGAACUACAGCUUGGACGAAGGUGAAGCUGACACAACUUGAUAGUACCAUGAUAUGUCCAGUAUACUCCAAAAUGGAACUUUUUUCCAGUUGUGUUAGGUUAGGUUGUAAUCUUGUGACACAGAUUUUGCAAGCACAUGCUGAAUAUAUUCUUUUCUUUUGAAUGUACUGAGGACUUAGAAAAGGUAGGCAAAAUGGGAAAAAAUGUUUUUGCACUUGUGAUCAUUUCUUGACAUCAUUUAGCUCAUGUCUCAGGAAACCAACCAGGUUUCAAUCAUACAGCUAUCUUAUGCAAGAAAUCCAUGAGUAAAUAAUACAUCAGCAACCAAAUAUGUUUUGGGUUAUAUUGAUGAUCAUUCACUAUGCUUAACUCAUAACUGGUGGCCAUAUAUAGCCCUCUGUCUGUGCAAUGGAAUCCCAUCAUCCUAAAUCGAACCAUGAAUUAAAGUGGUAUUAAUACCAUCAAAGCACUUCAUCAGGCAGUGUGUUACACAUAUUAAUGUUGCACAAAUUGGCGGCAUAGCUCUUUUUUGAAAGUAUAUAUCAGCAACACUGAAGACCAGCCAAAAAUUAGAAAAUAACUGUUGGUCCAAUUAAUAGUGUAAAGAAGCUAUGAAAAAUGUUUGGAAAUUCUGCCCAGCAUCCAACUAUGUUGUGCUAGCAUAAAGCCUGUUGUGCUAGCAUUUUCACACACUUUCAGAGUUAGUAACAAGAGCAGUAGCCAAUACA